Molecule: messenger RNA, 1629 nt
Organism: Coprinopsis cinerea okayama7#130
Lineage: Eukaryota; Fungi; Basidiomycota; Agaricomycetes; Agaricales; Psathyrellaceae
Exons: 10
Coding region: 1-1629 (542 amino acids)
Source: RefSeq, a predicted model, not a curated record
AUGGGGCCGAAGCCAAAGCUUGGAAGGAAAGACAGGAACAAGUCUACUGAGGGAGAAAACGACGCUAUAUUCAACCCAGACUUGCUCGAACCCAACAUCCUAAGGUCGCUGCUCAACGUCAAGAUUGUUUCGAUUCACACGUCGUGCGCUGGGUGCCAUUUCGUGGCACUCGACAUUCAUGGGACUGCGUGGUUGUUUGGGAGGAACGGCUUCUCGUGCUUGGGCAUCGCGGACGUCGACUACGUCUCGGAGAACGCGCCCGUUCCUCUGAAGCCUACCGACCUCGGUGCGCCCCAGGGCACUAAAUUCGUCCAUGCUGCGUGUGGCCGCAACCACACGCUUUUGGUUGGGAGCGACGGGUCUGUCUGGGCGGCGGGCGCUAAUAAUGUCGGGCAGUGUGGCCAACCACCCAGUCCGGACGUUCCUGCGUUCAAGCCCGUCUCCGUUGUGCACGGGGGCAACAGGGAAAAGGUCGUCCAAGCUUCGGCGGGCAUCUCGUUCUCCCUGGUCCUUACCGACACCGGAAAAGUGUUUUCCUUUGGUAGUGCCGAAAAGGGGCAACUGGGUAACGGUGUGACUGGCGAGCGUAUCCUCACUGGAAAUAAGACUGGCUUCGAUAUCGAAUGGCAACCAGUCUUCGUCAAGGAAUUGAAGGACAAGAAGGUCGUCAAGAUUUCCUCUGGUCAGCAACACAGUUUGGCUAUUGACGACGCCGGUACUGUCUACGGAUGGGGCUUCAAUGGCUAUUGCCGACUAGGUCUUGGCAACCAGGUCGACGCUCUGAAGCCCAAAGUCAUUCCCCAGUUCGCUGGCCCCGAAGAGGCAACGAUGGGUGCAGACAUCGCUGCUGGACCCACGAGCAGCAUCGUCAUCGACAAGCAGGGGAUGUUUUGGAUGGCGGGCAAGUGGAAGAACAGCGGCGAGGGCUCUUCUGGCUCUCCCUACUCUACCUUCAGAUUCAUGCAAGACAUCAUGGGAUGCAAGAUCCUUCUUGCCCGCUCUGGUGGUGUAACCCACUGGCUGACCACUCCCGACGAAGAUGGCAGCCCAAUGACCGUCUGCUGGGGUCAGAACGCCGCCAACGGUGAGCUUGGACUUGGCUUGGACGAGCCGAAGAGCUCCACUAAGCCUACGAAGAACAUGCCCUUGAGCGGUAUCCACGUCAUCGAUAUCGCAGCCGGCCAAAACACGACCCUGCUCCUCGCCAAGCCCAACGACAAGUUCUCCGACUUGCCCCGGCACCCCGAGGACGUGCAGCCUCCCCAGGUGUGCGGCGGGUGCAAGAAGGACGACGGCGAUCCUCUGGAAUGCGACAAGUGUGAUGCGCCGUGGCACUUGCACUGUCUCAACCCGCCGCUCCCCGAGGUCCCGCCCGGCGAGUGGUUCUGCCCCGAGUGCCUCAAGGAGGAGGGCACGCCGAUUGGGAACCCGUGGCGCCACCAGAAGCGGCCCAAGCCGACGAUCCUGCCUGCGGGUGCGCAGCGUGCGCCGGCGAAGAGGCCUGCUCCUCCCCCUGAAGAGUAUGAUGACGAUGACGAUGAUGAAGAUGAGGAGAGCGAUGAUGGUGAUAGGAAAAAGAGGAAGGCUUCUGGUGGUCGCGGUGGUGCUGCCAAGAAGAAGAGGCAGUAG